Molecule: messenger RNA, 6312 nt
Organism: Aspergillus nidulans FGSC A4
Lineage: Eukaryota; Fungi; Ascomycota; Eurotiomycetes; Eurotiales; Aspergillaceae
Product: protein orsA
Exons: 4
Coding region: 1-6312 (2103 amino acids)
Biological process (GO): secondary metabolite biosynthetic process; fatty acid biosynthetic process
Molecular function (GO): 3-oxoacyl-[acyl-carrier-protein] synthase activity; acyltransferase activity; phosphopantetheine binding
Source: RefSeq, a predicted model, not a curated record
AUGGCUCCAAAUCACGUUCUUUUUUUCCCGCAGGAGCGGGUCACCUUUGAUGCCGUGCACGACUUAAACGUGCGCUCUAAGUCACGCCGCAGACUCCAGAGCCUUUUGGCUGCGGCAUCAAACGUCGUACAGCACUGGACAGCAUCUCUUGAUGGACUCGAGCGUGCCGAUAUCGGUUCCUUUGAGGACUUAGUGGAGCUCGCUGAGCGGCAGACCACCCAGACCCGGGGUAGCAUUGUCGCUGACCUGGUACUUCUGACCACCGUCCAGAUCGGCCAGCUGCUUGUCCUCGCCGAAGAUGAUCCAGCGAUCUUAUCCGGACAUGCAGGGGCAAGGGCAAUUCCCAUGGGAUUCGGCGCCGGGCUGGUGGCCGCUGGUGUAGCUGCAGCCGCCACGUCAGCGGAUGGGAUAGUCAACUUGGGCCUGGAGGCUGUCUCGGUGGCCUUUCGUCUGGGGGUAGAACUCCAGCGGAGGGGAAAAGACAUCGAAGACUCGAAUGGCCCAUGGGCGCAAGUGAUCUCCAGCGCCACCACCAUUGCAGACCUGGAACAGGCACUGGAUAGGAUCAACGCCUCACUCAGACCGAUAAACCAAGCAUAUAUCGGGGAGGUCAUGACAGAAAGCACGGUCGUCUUUGGACCACCGUCCACCUUGGACGCCCUGGCGAAGAGACCGGAACUCGCCCAUGCAACGAUCACCAGCCCUGCCUCAGCACUGGCCCAGGUGCCGCUGCAUGGGGCUCAUCUGCCCCCUAUCAGCGCGACUAUGAUUGCGGCUUCUUCGUCACAACAGGCCACAGAGCUUUGGAAGCUUGCUGUGGAGGAAGUCGCUAACAAGCCCAUCGACGUUCAUCAGGCCGUCACUGCCCUUAUUCAUGACCUGCAUAGGGCCAAUAUCACAGACAUCGUCCUCACUGCCAUCGGCGCCUCAACUGAGACGUCGGGAAUCCAGAGUCUCCUGGAGAAGAAUGGCCUCGCGGUGGAGCUUGGGCAGCUUAGUCCUACGCCGAGGCCGUAUGGAAACGACCUCGACAGCAUCCCAGCCGACGCCAUUGCCGUCGUUGGCAUGUCCGGACGCUUCCCUAACAGCGACACUCUUGACGAGUUCUGGCGGCUGCUGGAGACGGCAACUACAACCCAUCAGGUCAUCCCCGAGAGCCGGUUCAAUGUCGAUGACUUCUAUGACCCUACUCGCGCAAAGCACAACGCGCUCCUGGCGCGCUAUGGUUGCUUCCUGAAGAACCCCGGCGACUUUGACCACCGACUCUUCAACAUCUCUCCUCGCGAGGCGAUGCAGAUGGAUCCCGUGCAGCGCAUGCUCCUCAUGACCACGUACGAAGCCCUGGAGAUGGCGGGCUACUCACCUCCAACCCCCGCCGCACCCGGUGACAGCGAGCAGGCGCCGCCUCGCAUUGCAACCUACUUUGGCCAGACAAUCGACGACUGGAAGAGCAUCAACGACCAGCAGGGGAUAGACACCCACUAUCUCCCCGGUGUCAACCGUGGUUUUGCGCCUGGCCGACUAUCCCACUUUUUCCAGUGGGCCGGUGGCUUCUACAGCAUCGACACAGGCUGCUCAUCCAGCGCGACAGCACUGUGCCUUGCGCGGGACGCUCUGACGGCAGGCAAGUACGACGCCGCCGUUGUCGGCGGUGGUACGCUGCUGACCGCGCCGGAAUGGUUUGCAGGACUGAGCCAGGGGGGUUUCCUGUCGCCUACCGGCGCUUGCAAGACGUACUCAGACAGCGCGGACGGCUACUGCCGUGGUGAGGGCGUGGGUGUAGUAAUUCUCAAGCGUCUGGCUGAUGCUGUCCGGUCCAAGGACAACGUCAUCGCAGUAAUCGCCGGUGCAUCUCGCAACUGCAAUGCGGGCGCUGGCUCCAUCACCUACCCAGGCGAGAAGGCCCAGGGGGCUCUCUAUCGCCGAGUGAUGCGCCAGGCGGCCGUCAGGCCGGAGCAAGUGGACGUCGUCGAGAUGCAUGGAACUGGGACCCAGGCUGGGGACCGUGUUGAGACACAUGCCGUUCAGAGCGUCUUUGCGCCGUCAAACGGGAACCAGCGCGAGAAACCGCUGAUUGUGGGCGCCCUAAAGGCGAAUAUCGGACACAGUGAGGCCGCUGCGGGUAUCAUCUCCCUGAUGAAGGCAAUUCUCAUCCUGCAGCACGACAAGAUUCCAGCGCAGCCGAACCAGCCCAUCAAAAUGAACCCAUAUCUUGAACCGUUGAUCGGGAAACAAAUCCAGCUAGCAAAUGGACAGUCUUGGACCCGGAACGGCGCCGAGCCCCGGUAUAUCUUCGUUAACAACUUCGACGCUGCCGGAGGCAAUGUCAGCAUGCUGCUACAAGAUCCCCCGGCGUUUGCCCUGCCAGCCCCAGCUUCUGGGCCUGGUCUUCGAACACACCACGUCGUUGUCACCUCGGGACGCACCGCAACGGCCCAUGAGGCCAAUCGGAAGCGCCUUCAUGCGUAUCUCUCUGCGCACCCAGACACCAACCUCGCCGACCUCGCCUACACGACGACCGCACGCCGGAUACACAACGUCCACCGUGAGGCGUAUGUGGCCUCAUCUACUAGCGACCUUGUGCGGCAGCUCGAGAAGCCAUUAGCAGACAAGGUGGAAUCCGCGCCGCCACCCGCAGUCGUCUUUACCUUCACAGGCCAAGGCGCACAGAGCUUGGGCAUGGGGGGUGCUCUGUAUAGCACGUCGCCCACCUUCCGUCGCCUCUUGGACUCUCUGCAGUCGAUCUGCGAGGUGCAGGGGCUGCCGACGAAGUUCCUCAACGCCAUCCGCGGUAGCGGCGCCGAAGGCGCUACCGUCACCGAAGUGGACAUGCAGGUUGCGACUGUCGCCCUCGAGAUCGCUCUCGCUCGGUACUGGCGGUCGCUGGGCAUCCGACCGACGGUGCUGAUCGGCCACAGCCUGGGAGAGUAUGCAGCGCUCUGUGUGGCCGGGGUGCUGUCUGCCAGCGAUGCUCUGGCCCUGGCCUUCAGACGCGCCACGCUCAUCUUCACUCGGUGUCCGCCAUCCGAAGCAGCAAUGCUGGCUGUUGGACUGCCGAUGCGCACUGUGCAGUAUCGCAUCCGUGAUUCAGCGGCCACCACUGGAUGCGAGGUUUGCUGUGUCAACGGCCCAUCCAGCACCGUGGUAGGGGGCCCUGUCGCCGCCAUCCAGGCCCUCGACGAAUACCUAAAGUCGGAUGGCAAGGUGUCGACCACACGUCUGCGAGUGCAGCAUGCUUUCCAUACUCGCCAGAUGGAUGUCCUGUUGGACGAGCUCGAGGCCAGUGCAGCCCAGGUCCCUUUCCACGCUCCGACCCUUCCUGUGGCGAGCACCGUCCUCGGACGCAUUGUCAGGCCCGGCGAGCAGGGCGUUUUCGAUGCCAACUACCUGCGCCGUCACACGCGGGAGCCAGUGGCCUUCCUUGACGCUGUGCGCGCUUGCGAGACAGAGGGACUCAUACCAGACCGCUCAUUUGCCGUCGAGAUCGGGCCCCAUCCUAUCUGCAUCAGUCUGAUGGCUACCUGCCUGCAGUCGGCCAAAAUUAACGCCUGGCCCAGCCUCCGUCGCGGCGGCGAUGAUUGGCAAUCGGUCUCCUCGACUCUUGCUGCAGCCCACAGUGCGCAGCUCCCGGUGGCCUGGAGUGAGUUCCACAAGGACCAUCUUGACACUGUUCGCUUGAUCAGUGAUCUCCCCACGUAUGCAUUCGACCUCAAGACCUUUUGGCAUUCAUACAAAACCCCUGCUGCGGCUGUGAGCGCCGCGUCGGCCACACCAUCCACUACCGGGCUCUCGAGGCUGGCAUCUACCACACUUCAUGCAGUUGAGAAGUUGCAGCGAGAGGAGGGGAAGAUUUUGGGGACAUUUACAGUAGACCUCUCCGAUCCCAAGCUGGCCAAGGCCAUCUGUGGCCAUGUCGUCGAUGAGUCGGCCAUCUGCCCAGCCAGUAUCUUCAUCGACAUGGCCUACACCGCGGCAGUUUUUCUAGAGCAGGAGAACGGCGCUGGUGCUGCACUGAACACCUACGAGCUGAGCAGUUUAGAGAUGCACAGCCCGCUGGUGCUCCGCGAGGAUAUAGAAGUCCUGCCGCAGGUCUGGGUCGAGGCGGUCCUCGACAUCAAGUCCAAUGCCGUGUCUGUGCACUUCAAGGGCCAAACCUCGAAAGGAGCAGUUGGGUACGGCUCGGCGACGAUGCGUCUAGGCCAGCCCGAUUCGGCCGUUCGAAGGGACUGGUCUCGCAUCCAGUCGCUGGUAAGGGCGCGCGUGCAGACCCUCAACCGCUCCGUCCGGCCUCGCGAAGUCCAUGCCAUGGACACGGCGCUCUUCUACAAGGUCUUCUCAGAGAUCGUUGACUACUCGGCGCCAUAUCACGCAGUCCAAGAAGCAGUGAUAGCCGCUGAUUUCCACGACGCUGCUGUCACUCUCCAACUGACGCCCACCGCUGACCUGGGUACCUUCACCAGCAGCCCCUUCGCCGUGGAUGCUUUGGUCCAUGUUGCCGGCUUCCUGCUCAACGCAGACGUCCGCCGACCGAAGAAUGAAGUCCACAUUGCCAACCACAUUGGCUCGUUGCGGAUCGUGGGCGAUCUCUCUUCGCCUGGCCCGUACCACGUCUACGCGACGAUCCGCGAGCAGGAUCAGAAGGCUGGCACAAGUCUGUGCGACGUCUAUACCACCGAUAGCCAGGACCGCCUUGUUGCAGUCUGCUCGGACAUCUGCUUCAAGAAGCUAGAGCGAGACUUCUUUGCCCUGCUCACUGGUGCCACCCGCGGCCGCUCCACCAAGCCGGUGGCUGCUGCGCCGGCCAAGUCUAUGGCAAAGCGUGCCCGGCAGCUCGCUCCAUCGCCCAGCCCCAGCAGCUCUUCCGGCUCGAACACCCCAAUGUCGAGGUCACCAACACCUAGCAGCGUGUCAGAUAUGGUCGACUUGGGCACAGAAUUGCUGCAGGCCGUAGCUGAGCAGACUGGGGUCAGUGUGGCGGAGAUGAAGAGCUCACCCGGCACCACCUUUACCGAGUUCGGGGUCGAUUCGCAGAUGGCCAUCUCCAUCCUGGCUAACUUCCAGCGCACUACGGCCGUAGAGCUGCCGGCAGCCUUCUUCACCAACUUCCCUACUCCGGCUGACGCCGAAGCCGAGCUGGGAGGCUCAGCACUGGAUGACCUGGAGGAGGACAUCACCAAGCCGACCCCUAGCCCAGAACAGACCCAAGCCCGGAAGCAAGGCCCGGCACCAAGCCAGCACCUGCUCUCUCUCGUGGCUCAAGCGCUGGGAUUGGAAGCCAGUGAUCUCACGCCGUCGACGACCUUUGACUCGGUGGGUAUGGACUCGAUGCUCAGCAUCAAAAUCACCGCUGCCUUUCACGCCAAGACGGGGAUCGAACUCCCUGCUGCGUUCUUCAGCGCCAACCCUACAGUGGGCGCCGCCCAGGAAGCUCUGGAUGAUGACGCAGAGGAGGAGAGUGCCCCUGCCCAGACAUCGACGAACCCAGCGAAAGAGACCACGAUCGACUCCAGCCGCCAGCACAAACUGGAUGCCGCCGUCUCGCGUGCAUCCUACAUCCACCUGAAAGCCCUCCCCAAGGGCCGGCGGAUUUACGCCCUCGAGUCCCCCUUCCUCGAGCAGCCGGAGCUCUUCGACCUCUCCAUUGAGGAGAUGGCCACCAUUUUCCUGCGCACAAUCCGGCGCAUCCAGCCUCAUGGACCCUACCUCAUCGGCGGUUGGUCCGCGGGCUCUAUGUAUGCCUACGAGGUUGCCCACCGUCUGACACGCGAGGGUGAAACCAUCCAGGCCCUUAUCAUCCUCGACAUGCGCGCACCCUCGCUCAUUCCGACCUCUAUCGUAACGACCGAUUUUGUCGACAAGCUCGGUACCUUUGAGGGCAUUAACCGCGCACGCGACCUCCCUGAAGACCUCUCAGUCAAGGAGCGUGCCCAUCUCAUGGCAACUUGCCGGGCCCUCUCCCGCUACGAUGCACCGGCGUUCCCAUCGGACCGCCAGCCAAAGCAAGUCGCCGUUGUCUGGGCCUUACUGGGUCUCGAUAAUCGGCCGGAUGCCCCAAUUGCCUCCAUGGGUCGACCUGGCUUGGAUAUCGGCAAGAGUAUGUACGAGAUGAACCUGGAUGAGUUUGAGCGCUAUUUCAACUCCUGGUUCUAUGGGCGCCGACAGCAGUUUGGGACGAAUGGGUGGGAGGAUUUACUUGGAGACCAUAUCGCUGUCUAUACCGUCAAUGGAGAUCACUUCUCCAUGAUGUGCCCGCCCUAUGCAAGUGAGGUUGGUGAUAUUGUUAUUGAAACUGUGACUCGGGCGGUGGAAUAG